AUGGUAGAUCGCUCAGUUAUAACGAGUUCGAUUAUAACCAAUGUUGUGAAAGCAUUGAAUUUAUAUGCAACUCGAAGUGGGUUGAAUGAAUUUUUAAUGGUUAUCAAAGGACUGGACGCUGAAAUCCACGAUGAGUCGCAUAUCUUCAAAAUGAACGCCACCAUUAAAUUGGGCCAUCAGUUGUAUUUCUGGUACCUAGGUCCAUAUGUAUCGACCUGUGUGCUAUUAGUGUUUCAAACCAUAUUCUCAUCACCAGUGAACAGAAUGUGGCAAAGCACCUAUUCCUUUCCAUUCGAAUGGGCUCAACAACAUCAAAUCUAUACAAGCGGUCUAUUUAUUCAAGGAUUCGCAAACACUUGCAGCGUAAUCUUUGCAGUUGCGGCAGAUACUUAUGGCGUGAUUUUGAUUCAAAUUUUAUCAACACAUAUUAAGAUUUUACACGAACGAUUGGAAAUAUUGGGGACACUCAGACAUGAAAAGAAUUUCAAUAAGUUGAUCUAUUGCUGCAAGAUAUACGAAAACAUUUUAAGUUGUGAACAAUUAUUGGAAUCAAUUUUGGGACUGGCUUUAUUCGCUCAAUUCUGUGUGAGCGGUGUUGUUCUUUGCACAAGUGCUUAUCAACUGACCAUGAUUUCAUCCGACGAAAUAUCCAAGCUCUCUUUCAUAGUUAUGUACUUCAUGUGUAUGAUGACCGAAAUAUUUGUGCCUUGUUUCUUUGGUUCCGUUGCUUUAGAAAAGAGUCAACAAAUUCGUUGGAAAAUAUAUAGUUCAAAUUGGAUUGAUCAGAAUCAAAAGUAUAAGCAGGCUUUUCUUAUAUUUACCAGUAGAACUAUCAAGCCAAUUCAUCUAACUGUGUACAAAGUGCUGUAUUUGGAUUUGACCACAUUUUUAAGGAUUUUAAAAACUGCAUAUUCAUUGUUUGCUCUAUUGAAAAAUGUUUAAAGUUUAUCGGUUCAAAACAAUCAAUUGGACGCACUUUUGUCAACAUUGAAUCUGUCUAUUAUGGC
Contarinia nasturtii (swede midge) is the source of this 1007-nucleotide messenger RNA. Its product is annotated as odorant receptor 33a-like. Gene Ontology annotation, biological process: detection of chemical stimulus involved in sensory perception of smell; sensory perception of smell. The record is from RefSeq and is a predicted model, not a curated record. The coding region runs from base 1 to 942 and encodes 313 amino acids. Gene Ontology annotation, molecular function: olfactory receptor activity; odorant binding. Gene Ontology annotation, cellular component: plasma membrane. The transcript is spliced from 4 exons. Lineage: Eukaryota; Metazoa; Arthropoda; Insecta; Diptera; Cecidomyiidae.